AUGAUGUCGUUGAAUAGAAGCUGUUUUCUGGGCAACCCGGCCAUCGCUGGGUCUUCUAGCCCGUUCUCUCAUAGCCAGAAGAGGCGCUCAGCUUCGCUGAAAGUGGUGGCUUUGGUCCCAAAAGCCCGGACUGGUGACCGAAACGGCAGCGUAGUGAUGGAGAGCACAUUGCAGGAAGUGAAGGACGAAUCCUCGGUUGUUGAGCUGAAAUCCACCGUCCAUGGUGGGGUCCAAGAUGUGUAUGGUGAGGAUACUGCCACCGAGGACCAAUUUGUCACACCCUGGAGUGUCUCUGUUGCUAGUGGAUAUACGUUGAUACGGGAUCCACACCACAACAAAGGUCUUGCCUUCACAGAGAAAGAGAGAGAUGCUCAUUACUUGCGUGGUCUUCUCCCCCCUGUUGUUAUUUCUCAAGAACUUCAGGUGAAGAAAAUGAUAAAUUGUAUCCGCCAGUAUCUAGUUCCUCUGCAGAAGUAUAUAGCCAUGAUGGAUCUUCAGGGGAGAAAUGAAAAGCUAUUCUACAAGCUUCUUAUUGACCAUGUCGAGGAAUUACUCCCAGUUGUAUAUACUCCUACUGUCGGUGAAGCUUGCCAGAAAUAUGGAAGCAUAUUUACGCAUCCACACGGUCUUUUCAUAAGUUUGAAAGACAAGGGCAAGAUUCUUGAAGUGUUGAGGAACUGGCCUGAGAAGAAUAUUCAAGUCAUUGUUGUCACUGAUGGAGAGCGGAUCCUUGGGCUGGGGGAUCUUGGCUGUCAUGGGAUGGGUAUACCUGUGGGUAAACUUGCUCUAUAUACGGCACUUGGAGGAGUUCGUCCUUCUGCUUGCUUGCCUGUAACCAUUGAUGUUGGUACAAACAAUCAGAAGCUAUUGGACGAUGAGUUCUACAUUGGACUCAGGCAAAAGAGGGCUACUGGACAGGAAUAUGCGGAACUUCUACAGGAAUUCAUGACUGCAGUCAAGCAGAAUUAUGGGGAGAAAAUUCUCGUUCAGGGGACAGCAUCUGUGGUUCUUGGAGGACUUGUUGCAGCUUUGAAGUUAGUUGGGGGAUCAUUAGCUGACCACAGAUUUUUAUUCCUUGGUGCUGGAGAGGCCGGCACUGGCAUAGCAGAACUGAUAGCCCUUGAAGUUUCCAAACAGACAAAUAUCCCAGUGGAAGAGACCCGAAAGAACAUUUGGCUUGUGGACUCAAAGGGAUUGAUUGUCAGUUCUAGGAAGGAAUCACUCCAACAUUUUAAAAAGCCGUGGGCUCAUGAACAUGAACCAGUCAAGGAACUUGUAGAUGCUGUUAAUGCAAUCAAACCUACAGUGUUAAUUGGAACGUCAGGAGCAGGAAGAACAUUCACCAAAGAAGUGGUUGAGUCUAUGGCCUCCCUCAAUGAGAGACCUAUUAUCCUUGCUCUUUCCAACCCAACAUCACAAUCUGAAUGUACUGCGGAAGAAGCAUACACAUGGACUCAGGGUCGUGCUAUUUAUUGUAGUGGAAGCCCAUUCCCGCCUGUUGAAUAUGAGGGGAAGGUUUACACUCCUGGCCAGGCAAACAAUGCAUACAUCUUCCCUGGAUUUGGUUUGGGUUUAAUAAUGUCUGGUACUAUCCGUGUUCAUGACGACAUGCUUCUGGCAGCCUCGGAAGCUUUGGCUUCACAGGUAUCCCAGGAAGACUAUGACAAGGGACUCAUAUACCCUCCAUUUACAAACAUUAGAAAGAUUUCGGCACAUAUUGCUGCUAAAGUAGCUGCUAAAUCAUAUGAACUUGGUUUGGCUACUCGCCUCCCUGAACCAAAGGAUCUGGAGAAGUAUGCUGAAAGCUGUAUGUACAGCCCUUCCUAUCGAAGUUUCCGGUGA
Messenger RNA from Prunus armeniaca (apricot), 1842 nucleotides. Lineage: Eukaryota; Viridiplantae; Streptophyta; Magnoliopsida; Rosales; Rosaceae. The record is from the annotation of a GenBank genome assembly.